AUGAGUGAACACAAGCAAACAGCCAUAUUGUCCGUCUACGACAAAACGGGGCUCUUGGAUCUUGCCAAAGGGUUGGUUGCUGCCAAUGUCAGGAUCUUGGCUUCUGGAGGUACAGCCAAAUUGGUCCGUGAGGCCGGGUUCCCAGUUGAAGACGUUUCCUCGAUUACGCAUGCUCCCGAGAUGUUGGGUGGCAGAGUCAAGACCUUGCACCCAGCCGUCCAUGGGGGUAUCUUGGCUAGAAAUUUGGAGAGCGACGAAGAAGACUUGGCAGCUCAGGGCAUUGAAAAAGUCGACUUUGUCGUGUGCAAUUUGUAUCCUUUCAAGGAGACGGUGUCAAAGAUUGCCGUGACAGUUGACGAGGCAAUUGAGGAGAUUGACAUUGGAGGCGUCACUUUGUUGAGAGCCGCAGCCAAGAACCACCAGAGGGUCACCAUCUUGUCGGACCCCAAGGACUACUCUGGCUUUUUGGAGGAGUUGAAAGAUGGCAACAUCACCACGGAGACCAGAAACAGAUUUGCGUUGAAGGCAUUUGAACACACUGCCGACUACGACGUGGCCAUUUCGGACUUUUUCAGAAAACAGUAUGCAGAAGACGUUUCCCAAUUGCCCUUGAGAUAUGGUGCCAACCCCCACCAGAAACCGGCACAGGCUUUUGUUUCCCAGGGAGACUUGCCAUUCAAGGUCCUUAACGGCUCUCCCGGUUACAUCAACUUGUUGGAUGCUUUAAACUCGUGGCCAUUGGUUAAGGAAUUGUCUGCCUCAUUGAACUUGCCUGCUGCCGCUUCAUUCAAGCAUGUGUCCCCCGCUGGUGCCGCUGUGGGGUUGCCGUUGUCCGACAUUGAAAAGAAGAUUUACUUUGUUGAAGAUAUCGAAAACUUGUCCCCCUUGGCUAACGCUUAUGCCAGAGCUAGAGGUGCCGACAGAAUGUCGUCGUUUGGCGACUUUAUUGCUCUUUCCAACAUUGUUGAUUUGCCAACUGCCCAAAUCAUCUCUAAAGAGGUUUCAGAUGGUGUCAUUGCACCUGGCUACUCAGACGAAGCUUUGGAGCUCUUGAAAAAGAAGAAAGGCGGUAAAUACUGUGUCUUGCAAAUUGACCCCAACUUUACUCCUGAAAACUUGGAAAACCGACAAGUGUAUGGUGUCACUUUGCAGCAGAAGAGAAACGACGCCAUCAUCAAAGGUUCAUCGUUCAAGGAAAUCGUUUCCAAAAACAAGGAUUUGACCGAACAGGGCACAAUCGACUUGACCAUUGCUACAAUUGCCUUGAAAUAUACCCAGUCCAACUCUGUGUGUUAUGCUAAAAACGGUAUGGUGAUCGGUUUGGGUGCUGGUCAACAAUCUAGGAUACACUGCACCAGACUUGCCGGCGACAAAGCAGACAACUGGUGGUUGAGACAACAUCCUAGAGUAUUGGGAUUCAAAUGGGCCAAGGGAGUCAAGAGACCCGAAAAGUCCAACGCCAUCGACUUGUAUGUAUCGAACCAGAUUCCAACCGAUGAACCGGAGAAAUCGGAAUACGAAUCCAAAUUCGCGGAAAUCCCCAAACCAUUGACCCCAGAAGAGAGAAAAGAAUGGUUGAGCAAGUUGAAUAAUGUCGCAUUGUCCUCUGAUGCGUUCUUCCCAUUCCCAGACAAUGUUUACAGAGCAGCAAGAUCGGGUGUUAAAUUCAUUGCUGCACCAAGCGGAUCUGUGAUGGACAAGGCUGUUUUCAGCGCAGCAGAUGCUAAUGAUAUAGUUUAUGUGGAGAAUCCAAUCAGAUUAUUCCAUCAUUAG
Messenger RNA from Lodderomyces beijingensis, 1773 nucleotides. The record is from the annotation of a GenBank genome assembly. NCBI's taxonomy places the organism in Eukaryota, Fungi, Ascomycota, Pichiomycetes, Serinales, Debaryomycetaceae.